GGUUCAUCACCCCGCGUCUUGUGGUGUCUGGGUGGGGCUGAGUGAAGGUGUGUGUUACAGGGCGCAGACCGUUGUGUGUGACAAAACCUAUUGUGUCCCAGAAGCAUGUGUCUUUAUCCACGUGGAUGCACGCCUCUUCCUUGCUCUGCCCCGAGACACACCCCGGUCCCUCCUUAGACCGAGAAGGGAGGUUGGGGAGCCUCCCCUCUGCCCAAGGGCCACGCCAGUCCCUCCCCGCCCUGCCCAACCGUCACCACCCCCAGAGGGCACAGACUCCCUCCGUGCCUCAAAGCAAGAGCCCCAGAGCGAGGAGCAGAGCAGACUGAGGACCUGCAAGCCACAGUGGCUGCCCUUUGUGUGCUGCGAGGUGGGGGACCCUGGGCAGGAAGCUGGCUGAGCCCCAAGACCGCAGGGGCCAUGGGCGGGGAGCUGGUGCCAGGCCUGGGGGCCCUACAGCGGCGAAAGCGGCUGCUGGAGCAGGAGAAGUGGCUGGCUGGCUGGGCACUGGCACUGGCGGGAACUGGCAUCGGACUCAUGGUGCUGCACGCGGAGAUGCUAUGGUUUGGAGGGUGCCCGUGGGCGCUCUACCUGUUCCUGGUUAAAUGCAUGAUCAGCAUUUCCACCUUCUUGCUUCUUUGUCUUAUCGUGGUAUUUCACGCCAAAGAGGUCCAGUUGUUCAUGACCGACAACGGGCUCCGGGACUGGCGCGUGGCGCUGACCGGGCGGCAGGCGGCGCAGAUCGUGCUGGAGCUGGCCGUGUGCGCUCUGCACCCAGCGCCGGUGCGGGGUCCGCGGUGCGCUCAGGGUUUAGGGUCCCGGUCCGCGGCGACGCAGUCCUGGCCGGGCUUCCUGGAUGAGGGGGAGGCGCUGCUGUCGCUGGCCAUGCUGCUGCGCCUCUACCUGGUGCCCCGCGCCGUCCUCCUGCGCAGCGGCGUCUUGCUCAACGCGUCCUACCGCAGCAUCGGCGCCCUCAACCAGGUCCGCUUCCGCCACUGGUUCGUGGCCAAGCUGUACAUGAACACGCACCCCGGUCGCCUGCUGCUCUGCCUCACGCUUGGCCUCUGGCUCACCACCGCCUGGGUGCUGUCGGUGGCCGAGAGGCAGGCUGUUAAUGCCACCGGACACCUUUCGGACACACUGUGGCUGAUCCCCAUCACAUUCCUGACCAUUGGCUAUGGGGACGUGGUGCCAGGCACCAUGUGGGGCAAGAUUGUCUGCCUCUGCACUGGAGUCAUGGGGGUCUGCUGCACAGCCCUGCUGGUGGCCGUGGUGGCCCGGAAGCUGGAGUUUAAUAAAGCAGAGAAGCACGUGCACAACUUCAUGAUGGACAUCCAAUAUGCCAAAGAGAUGAAGGAAUCAGCUGCCCGAGUGCUGCAAGAGGCCUGGAUGUUCUAUAAACACACACGGAGGAAGGAGCGUGGAGCUGCCCGAAGGCACCAGCGCAGGCUGCUGGCUGCCAUCAACAGGUUCCGCCAGGUGCGGCUGAAACACAGAAAGCUCCGGGAGCAAGUGAACUCCAUGGUGGACAUCUCCAAGAUGCACAUGAUCCUGUGUGACCUGCAGCUGGGUCUGAGCAGCUCCCAUCAGGCCCUGGAGAAGCGGAUGGAUGCACUGGCCCGGAAGCUGGACACCCUGACUGAGCUGCUUAGCAAUGCCCUGGGGCCGCAGCAGCUUCCAGAACCAAGCCAGGAGGCCACGUAGCUGGACCCAUGGAGGAAGAACCAAGCUACUUUCCCCAGGAUUGAGGUCGAGGACAUUGUCCCUGCUACUCCUGACCCAGCCCUACGAAUAAAGCACCUCGAGUGCAAGGACCGAAGGGGGCCCCACCUUUGGAUGGGCUCACUCACGGAAGGCUGCUGGAGGAGACACUGGCUCAAGGAGAAGGGCCGUGGCCACACACACACACACGCCCACUCCCUACCCCCAACGGGAAAAUGGUCACUACUACCCUACAUACCCUCGACAAAACAUCCUCACUAUGCUGCUACGGAUGACCUCCAGCUUUCAGUUAGAAAGGGAGGUGCCUGGGGGGGUGAGACUUCUGGGUCCCAGAGGA
This is a messenger RNA of Panthera uncia (snow leopard), 2056 nucleotides long. RefSeq names its product potassium calcium-activated channel subfamily N member 4 (gene KCNN4). Gene Ontology annotation, biological process: potassium ion transmembrane transport. NCBI's taxonomy places the organism in Eukaryota, Metazoa, Chordata, Mammalia, Carnivora, Felidae. The transcript has 9 exons. Bases 418 to 1701 code for a protein of 427 amino acids. The record is from RefSeq and is a predicted model, not a curated record. Gene Ontology annotation, cellular component: plasma membrane; neuronal cell body; neuron projection. Gene Ontology annotation, molecular function: calmodulin binding; intermediate conductance calcium-activated potassium channel activity; small conductance calcium-activated potassium channel activity.